This is a messenger RNA of Lottia gigantea (owl limpet), 422 nucleotides long. RefSeq lists its product as hypothetical. The annotation marks the transcript as partial. Lineage: Eukaryota; Metazoa; Mollusca; Gastropoda; Lottiidae. The record is from RefSeq and is a predicted model, not a curated record. The transcript has a single exon.
CAAACAAUAGAGUACAGAGGUAUAUCAAAACAGAAAUGGCAAUCACCAUCAGUCAAAAACAACAUAUAGCUAACGUUAGAUAUGUUAGAUACAUUUAUAGAGCUUCGAAGAGAAAGAGAGCACGAUUCACUUCCAGUGUUUUGAAAGAGGGAAACAGAAUGUCUCACGUGAUUGCCAAAAGACAAAAUGUCGAUAACGUUGUGGAAUGUUUAAAAUCGUUUAACAAAGCGUUCCCCGAGGUGUUGAAACACGAAACGUUAUCGGUAGUAACGGCUUAUAUGAACUCUGCGGCUUUGACGCAACCUCCUUACGUGUACGGUUUGGUAACUCAGAAAAGAAAACAGCUAUACGAUAUUUCGAUAACUUGUCGCCUAAAAGAGCCUCUACUAUGUGACGUUUCUAUAGCAAAAAGAAUCAGUUGA